AUGGAAGGCAUGGCGCAGAAGGCGAGGGCGACUGGCGAUGCGUCGCAGCCGUUCAUGGUCUCAGCGCUCCCGCUGGUUUUCAGCAGCGGUCUGCCCGUCUCCUUGGAGAACAUGCUGGAGCGGAACCUGGUGAAGUUUGUCCGGUUCAUGCUCAAGUGCGCGCUGGGCGUCGACGAGACCAAGCUGCGGCUGGUGCGUCGGCCCGCCUGGUGGCCGCGAACCGUGCCCUACUUCAACUUCAAAGCCAGCAGGGAGGUGGAAAAGGGACAUGCGGAGCGUCUGCGCGAGCUGGUCCGCUGUUGCUACCGGGGCAACGCAUGCGAGUACCUGGUGCGCUUCUGUGCCGACCUCGAGCACCACUGCGCCUCGGGCCCUCGUCGCUAUAUGAGCGGGGCACCAAACCGACUGGUGGUCACGUGCCUCAACGAGAACCUGGAGUACGACCGGCCGUGCCCCGACAGCGCCAUGUCCCCGCGCCGGCACCUGUUGCCGCGGCUGGCGCGCGGUCCCGGCCAUGCCAGCAAGCUCGCCAUGGUUCAGCCGCCGGCCAGCGACAUCUUCCUCUGCGACUCGUGCAGCGCCGAGUUCAGCUCCGUCGCUGAUGUCAAGGCGCACGAGCGCGAAUGUGGCGUUACGGCGGAUGAGGAGUCGGUCUCGGACACCGAGUCGGUUCGCUCCGAGCCGGAGGUGCUGUGCCGCGACCAGACGCGCUUUCUUAGCUAUGUGGGUCUGGUCCCGGCCGUCAGCAGCGGCAAACAGCUGUACGCGUCGCCGAGCAAGCAGAGCGCGUCGGCCGAGCGGCGGCAGCGGCGGCGGCUGGCUCCGCUUGGCCGUUACCAGGCGGUGGACCUGAGCUCGCCGCUGGGCCGGCGGCUGGGCGCCGGCGUGGCGCCGCCCGCCGACGGCCUCGUCGACUACGAGCGCUACUGUGAUGACGGCAGUAACAAACGGCUGUGGCGCCAGCCAGCGUUUCCCGUCAGCUGGCGGCCUCCGCGCAACGGCCGCAGGAUCGUGCACCGCUGGAGCCAUCUGUACUCGUUCACGGCCGCCCAGCGCGCCGAGCGGAGGCGCGUCAUCAGAACCGGUCUGACGUGCCGUUCGCGGCGCCUGCUGCCGCUCGUGCUGCCCUGCUCGGUGCCGCUGAUGCGGCUGUCGCCAGAGCUGAUCGCUGAGGCGUGCCAGCCGCCCGCCGGUCAAGGUUGA
Pollicipes pollicipes is the source of this 1203-nucleotide messenger RNA. RefSeq lists its product as uncharacterized. Lineage: Eukaryota; Metazoa; Arthropoda; Thecostraca; Pollicipedomorpha; Pollicipedidae. The transcript has 10 exons. The record is from RefSeq and is a predicted model, not a curated record. Bases 1 to 1203 code for a protein of 400 amino acids.